This is a messenger RNA of Sipha flava (yellow sugarcane aphid), 993 nucleotides long. Its product is annotated as general transcription factor II-I repeat domain-containing protein 2-like. The transcript is spliced from 2 exons. Bases 1 to 993 code for a protein of 330 amino acids. The record is from RefSeq and is a predicted model, not a curated record. NCBI's taxonomy places the organism in Eukaryota, Metazoa, Arthropoda, Insecta, Hemiptera, Aphididae.
AUGGCUCAAGUUAUUUCGGUUUUAGAACCGGAAAAUAAAAAACUGCAGAAAUUAAUAAACGAAAUGCCUGUUGCUAGACACACAAUAGAGAGGCGAAUUUCUGCUAUUAUUGCCGAUAUUUUAAAUAAUUUACAAACAAAUUUAAGCAAGUGUUUAGCAGUAAGCCUAGCACUGGACGAGUCUACUGAUAUUAAAGAUAUGCCACAACUUGUCAUAUUUGUGAGGUAUGUGUCAAAAGACUUAGAGGUGGUGGAAGAACUUUUAAACCUGGUUACUUUGAAGAAUACUACUCGGGGUUAUGACAUUAAAGAAGCCCUGGAUGGGGUUUUACAGAAAAACGCAGUGCCCAUCGGUAAUAUAGUUAGCAUUGCUACCGAUGGUGCACCUUCUAUGACUGGUACAAAACAAAAGCUUAUUGGACUAUUAAAAGCUGACAUAUCAUAUCCUGAUUUCCUACCUGUACACUGUAUUAUUCACAGAGAACAUUUAGCAGCAAAAUAUUUUCAAUAUCCACAUAGUAUGCAAAUAGUUCUAAAAAUUAUGGCUAUCAAUAAGCAAUGUUCUUGGCAGUUUUUUGAGUUACUUGAUCCAAUCAAAAAGUUUAUGGAAGAAAAAGGAAAAUCUUUUCCUGAACUUAAUGAACCCCAGUGGUUGUUAGAUUUGGCUUUUUUUACAGAUGUGGUUCAGUAUUUACAAACUCUAAAUAAAUCUUUACAAGGAAAGGAAAAACUUAUUUCUGAUUUGGCCCAGAUUGUAUUUGGCUUUCAUAACAAGUUAAAGCUUUUUACAAAAGACCUUCAGACAAAAACAUUUGCUCACUUCAAAUGUUUGAAGAAAAUUAGUGAAAGCUUUCCCGACAUUCCGGUAGAAACUGAAGAAUAUAUGAAUAAGAUAUCAGGCCUUGCUGAAGAAAUCAAUCGCAGAUUUAAUGAUUUAAGAUCACUUAAUACUGGAGUGUCGCCAGUGGGCGGCUUCUCCUUUCAUGUUUUCUGA